Molecule: messenger RNA, 2311 nt
Organism: Arabidopsis thaliana (thale cress)
Lineage: Eukaryota; Viridiplantae; Streptophyta; Magnoliopsida; Brassicales; Brassicaceae
Product: Protein kinase superfamily protein
Exons: 4
Coding region: 333-1937 (534 amino acids)
Molecular function (GO): protein serine/threonine kinase activity; transferase activity; ATP binding
Source: RefSeq, marked reviewed
AAACCCAAUUUCUAACUACCAAACCAACGAGACGACACACCACCAACGAUCUCUCUCUUGACUAUUCCAAAUCUCCAAUCAUUACCUUUUCCAAAUUCUGAUCGAUUCACCAUACCGUCUUAUUUCUCCAUUGUGAUUUGUUUUCUUCAUUCAGCGAAAUUGAUCUCAUCAGAUUCUGUUUUUUUUUAUCAUCAUCAGUCAAUUUUUUGAAUUCAUUACCUCAAUUUUGUUCUACACGAAUUUCUAGGGUUUUAUUGAAAUCGAGAUUCAGAUUUUACCCUCUACUCUGAAUCCUUGGUCUCUGAGAUUGCUUCAUUAGUCAAGUUUCAGCUAUGGCGGAGGACAAAAACAACGGACGUGUGAAUGACGAAAGUGAGUACUCGUCGGAGGACGAAGGAACAGAGGAUUAUAAGAAAGGAGGAUACCAUACAGUAAGAGUCGGUGAUACUUUUAAGAAUGGAGCUUAUGUGAUUCAGAGUAAACUUGGUUGGGGGCAUUUCUCCACUGUUUGGCUUGCUUGGGAUACGCAAGAAUCGCGUUAUGUAGCUUUGAAAGUUCAGAAGAGUGCUCAACAUUAUACAGAGGCAGCAAUGGAUGAGAUAAAGAUUUUGAAACAGAUAGCUGAAGGUGACUCGGGUGAUAAGAAGUGUGUUGUAAAGCUACUGGAUCAUUUCAAGCAUACGGGUCCUAAUGGGAAGCAUGUUUGUAUGGUUUUCGAGUAUUUGGGAGAUAACCUUUUGUCGGUUAUUAAGUACAGUGAUUACCGAGGGGUUCCUCUUCACAUGGUUAAAGAGCUUUGUUUUCAUAUUUUGGUUGGGUUGGAUUAUCUUCAUCGUGAGCUUUCUAUUAUUCAUACUGAUUUAAAGCCGGAGAAUGUUCUGCUUUUGUCUACGAUUGAUCCGUCGAGAGAUGUGAGGAGAUCAGGUGUUCCACUUGUUCUGCCUAUAACCAAGGACAAGAUUGUUUCUGAGUCUGCUGUUAAACCUGAAACUAAAAGUUAUACGUACAAUGGUGAUUUGACAAAGAAUCAGAAGAAGAAGAUUCGUAAGAAAGCGAAGAAGGUGGUGGCUCAAGAUUUUGGUGGAGAGGAAGCUUUGGAAGAAAGUGAGAGAGAUUCUAACUCCGAAGCAAGAAUAAAUGGCAAUUCCACCGUAGAGAGAUCUGAAGGAAGUUCCACAAGAUUAAUGGAAGGUGAAGAAGCCAGAGAGAAGGCUAACAAAAAGAAUGGUCGGGGUAGUAGGAGAGGAAGCCGAUCCACAAGGCAGAAAUUACUGAGUGAUAUAGAGUGCAAAUGCAAAUUAGUAGAUUUUGGGAAUGCUUGUUGGACAUAUAAACAGUUCACAAGCGAUAUUCAGACAAGACAGUAUCGAUGUCCAGAGGUUGUUCUUGGCUCAAAAUACUCAACUUCUGCAGAUAUGUGGUCCUUUGCUUGUAUUUGUUUCGAGCUGGCCACCGGAGAUGUCUUGUUCGAUCCUCACAGUGGUGAAAAUUAUGACCGGGAUGAGGAUCACCUGGCAUUGAUGAUGGAGCUUCUAGGGAUGAUGCCACGAAAGAUUGCAUUAGGUGGUCGAUACUCACGAGAUUUCUUCAACCGACAAGGUGAGCUAAGGCACAUCCGGCGGUUGCGGUUUUGGCCCAUCAGCAAAGUCUUGAAGGAGAAAUAUGAUUUCAGCGAGCAGGACGCAAAAGACAUGUCAGAUUUCUUAGUCACAAUUCUUGAAUUUGUGCCUGAGAAGAGACCAACAGCCGCCCAAUGCCUAAAACACCCAUGGUUCAAUCCUGGCCCGAGAUUGCUUGAACCGUCACUGAAACCACAACAACCAAAAGGAGAAGAAGAAGGAGCAGCAAAUGAGAACAUAGAAAAGGAAAAGGACGAAAGAGAAGCAAUGGAAGCUGGUGUAGGGAAUAUCGCUAUUGAUGUCUCUGAACCGAAGUGACAACGAGAGAAGGACGUCAAUAUGGUCGAGAUCUUCGCACGUAAUAAAAUGAUAAAACUACCUCCAAAAUUUAUUUAUCUGUCUCGUCUUCGGUUUGUUGUUUGAGGUUUGGCUUUUUUCGGUAUCGAAGAUUCAGACUUGUGUGUUUCGUUUCGUGUUUGAGGGUAAGAUUUGAAAUUUUGUUACUUGGAACCAAUUGAGAUUGAAAGUGGUGAGAUUAUAAGAGACACAAAUUGGGGUUCAAUGCAAAUCCAUAUAUCCUUACGAAUUCAUAUUCUCUACUUCAUUAGAACAACAUUCAUAUCUUUGAUUAGACUUCUCUCAAUGUCACCAUUCGUCCUCACAUGUUCCAUAUCAUUCUUUUUCUUAAUCAC